Phoenix dactylifera (date palm) is the source of this 1504-nucleotide messenger RNA. Its product is annotated as Core-2/I-branching beta-1,6-N-acetylglucosaminyltransferase family protein. NCBI's taxonomy places the organism in Eukaryota, Viridiplantae, Streptophyta, Magnoliopsida, Arecales, Arecaceae. Gene Ontology annotation, molecular function: glucuronosyltransferase activity. Gene Ontology annotation, cellular component: membrane. The record is from RefSeq and is a predicted model, not a curated record.
UAUAUAUAUAUAUAUAUAUAUAUAUAUAUAUAGGGAUACAGGAUGGAAUUUAUAAAGGCAAGAGCUACUCUGCUUCCAGUUAUGGAGAAGAAAUGGGCAUGCCCAUUGGCCUUGAGCACUACUAUCUGCAUCGUUCUCAUUGUCACCUCCUUCAACAUGGGCCUCCUCUCCUUCCUCCCCAGCAUCUUCUCCAACUUCAAAGCCUGGAAUUCGAUGAGCUCGGGACCUGCGUUUGUGGAAAUCAAAUUUUCCAGUAACCCGCCACCACCUGCCGGGCCGCCGAUUCCUCGGCUGGCCUACUUGGUCUCGGGGUCGAAGGGUGACUUGGAUCGCCUGUGGAGGACACUGCAGGCUCUCUAUCACCCUCGGAACCUCUAUGUGGUCCACUUGGACUUGGAAUCGCGGGCUGCCGAGAGAUUGGAAUUGGCUUCCCGGGUGGCAAAUGAUACACUUUAUCGGAAGGUCGGUAACGUUCAUGUGAUAACUAAGGCUAAUAUGGUUACAUAUCGAGGGCCGACCAUGGUUUCCAAUACUCUUCACGCUUGUGCUAUACUUCUCAAGAAGAGCAAGGACUGGGACUGGUUCAUAAACCUCAGUGCCUCCGAUUAUCCUCUCGCGACGCAAGAUGAUAUCCUCCACACUUUUUCAUCACUGCCGAGGAAUCUGAAUUUUGUCGAGCAUACGAGUCGAUUGGGAUGGAAGGCCGAGCAUAGGGGAAAGCCAUUGAUCGUAGACCCUGGGCUAUACAUGUCUCAGAAAAAGGAUAUCUUCUCAGUGACUCCGAAUAGGGAGCUACCAACUGCAUUUAAGCUGUUUACAGGCUCUGCAUGGAUGGCCUUAACCCGGGAGUUUGUUGAGUACUGUGUCUGGGGCUGGGAUAACCUACCAAGAACUCUCCUCAUGUACUACACAAACUUUGUUUCCUCCCCUGAAGGCUAUUUCCACACAGUCAUCUGCAACUCGCCGGAGUUCGUACACACCGUCGUCAACCAUGACCUCCACUAUAUUUCAUGGGAUGUACCCGCAUCGCAGCAUCCGCGCGUCCUCUCCCUAGCCGAUAUCCCUAAUGCGAUUGGCAGCAAUGCACCCUUCGCUCGCAAGUUCGGCAGAAAUGAGACGGUACUUGAUAAGAUCGACGCAGAUCUCCUUGGCCGGAAGAACGGGAGCUUCGUCCCUGGGGGCUGGUGUGUGGGAAGUCCGCCGUGCUCGGAGAUCGGGGAUCCAACACAGCUCAAGCCUGGACCUGGGGCUGAUAGGCUAGCUAAGCUUAUGGAGAAAAUAGCUUUCUCAGAGACGUUUGGUUUGAACCAGUGUAAAUAAGUAUUAAAAUGUUUACAGAAGAAAGGGGGAAAAACAAGAGAGAGGGAGAGAGAGAGAAGUAAUUUUAUUUCUCCACUCCACCAUAUUCGGUACAUCUCAAGGAUUAUAUACACUUGUAUACAUACUUUAUAUAAAGAAAAUAAUAGAGGUUGAUAUAGGAUCAGCCUAACAAUGGAAAAUAUUA